This is a messenger RNA of Magallana angulata, 3095 nucleotides long. RefSeq lists its product as uncharacterized. The transcript is spliced from 4 exons. Lineage: Eukaryota; Metazoa; Mollusca; Bivalvia; Ostreida; Ostreidae. The record is from RefSeq and is a predicted model, not a curated record. The coding region runs from base 39 to 1238 and encodes 399 amino acids.
UCACUUGGUCAAACACAUCACACUUUGGAAGUGUUCGAAUGGAGUUUUUGAUGCUUUGGUGUCUUCUCGUGCUCAUAGACACGGCCGUGGUCAAUGGAAUCGGGGGUUCCACUUUAAAUCCAUCGUACGAAACAACUACAGAACAUCUAAAUACAUCUAACGAAGAGUCUAUAUUUUCCACGGAUUCUGUAACCUUUGCUUCUAUUACAGACAAAUCAUUUACAACGGAUCCAAUACAAAAUACUUAUAAUGGUGAACAUUCUGAAGAGACCACAUUUUCCACGGAUUCUGUAACCUUUGCUUCUAUUACAGACAGAUCAUUUACAACGGAUCCAAUACAAAAUACCGAUAAUGAUGAACAUUCUGAAGAGGCUACAUUUUCCACGGAUUCUGUAACCUUUGCUUCGAUUACAGACAGAUCAUUUACAACGGAUCCAAUACAAAAUACUGAUAAUGAUGAACAUUCUGAAGAGACCACAUUUUCCACGGAUUCUGUAACCUUUGGCGCCCGCACAGACCGAUCGUUUACAACAGAUUCAGUAGAAAAACCAACCACGCCUGAACCAGACGGUGAUCCGGAAUUUGUUAAAAUGGGGUCCUUAAAUUUGGCAAGUGUGGACGUAGAUUACCAUUGCAGUAAUUAUGGCUCAAAUUAUCGAGCGCUGUUCUUGUAUAACAUUACCGAAGAUUUAGUCCAUGUACACAAAUUCUUGAACAGGAGUUACUAUGGUGUCGAGUUUUGGACAGAUUUAGUCAUAAUUAGCAGAACGGCAAUGAUUAGCAACGUCACCGGGAACCUGUUUCCCAAAGAGUCCUUGAUAUCGGAGAAUGGCCAUGGGAACUGUGUCACGAUGAAAGGCGAGUCCGGUCGGAUAUUCCAGAAGGCCAAGGGAUGCGAUUCUCGUUAUUAUGUCAUGUGCCGAAUUUAUACACCGAACACCGGCGGCGGGGACUCAUCCAGUCCGGACUGUAUUUGUAACUGUAACAAUGGCGUUUCUCACCCCACCCUGACAGAGGAUGAAGUGGAAAUUGUAGUGAGCGAAAUCCGGAAAAACCUCACCGUCUUCAAAGCGAACCUGUCGUCUAACAUUAGGAAGAGGAUAAGCGCCAGUGAUCCCCGAUUGUCCAGCAGAGUUAUCGGAAUGACCUUGGGAGUAAGCAUUCUGAGUUUUGUGGCCAGUUUAUUGGUCAUUCCCGACUUAGUGGCGGGUUUUAGAUUUCUGAUGUCAAGGUUGUAAUAUGUGAUUGGAUAUUGGUGGAUCGAAACACCAAAUGCAGAUAUCUGCACCGUUCGACAAAUUUCGUGAAAAAUCGGACUCCGUAUGACAAUAUUUUUGUAUUUACCAGCUGUUUACUGAGUUGGUUGAAUUUUGAUUCAAAGACCGCAUGUACUGUUUUCUAUGAUUAAUGUCAGGGGCUCGUUUCAUAAAGAGGCUUAAAUUUUGGGCCUAACUUUAGUCUAGUCCGAGGACUUACACAGAAACUUUGUCCGGCGUAUUUUGCAUUUCAUAAAGCGGUGUAACUAGAGGCGUAAACUUUAGAAUAUAGCUAUAGCAUUUAAAGCACUGCACAUGCAUAAAAUUGUGUCUAUUACUCUGUUAUGUAAAGGUGUAUGUAGCAUGUGAAAAAAUGAUCAAUUAUAGAGGAACUAGGGAUUGUAAUAAUUUUUAUUUCAAAUAUUUAAGAUUUGAUAAAUUCUUGUUUCACACAAAGGUUAAAAUUUUUAAAUAAUAUUCCCUUUCCUUCAACAGUUUACCGGACAAAAAAACCACCUAUUAAAUAUCAAAAUUUAGUUUUUCAAAUAGAUAAAACAUUAUUAAAACGGACACUAAAAAAUAGUGAAGUGUAUAUGAUUUUCUGGAAUUCCAGCGCAAGGAGUAUUAUUUAGAGUAUGGAAAUCUUAUUAUAAAACGAAUUAUCCGUAUAAUACAUGUAUAAUGUUUAAUUUAAAGCGGGCUUACUCAGUAUUAUUUUGGUUGACUAAAUGACUUGUGUAAUUUGCUCAAAGGAAUUAUCAAUAUAUCAUUUUAAUUAAUUAGGUAGUCCAAAAUAUAUGUUAUUUUAUUACUUUUAUCAUAUUGAAAAUUUUGAAUUUACUGGGUCGGUGUAAAUUUACAAGUUGUCAUAUUGAUGUUUACAUCCAAUUUUCUUACCUUUGUCGCGCUUUGUCAUUGUGCAUUUCAUUUGAAAUGAAUUUUAGGAGUUAUAAAACAAAAUUAAUGCAUUUUUGUUUUCAAUUAUUUCGCGAUGUUUUGUAUUUUAUCGCAAUAUAAUGUAUUUUAUACAUGUACAUGUAUUGUGAUAAGCUACACUUUCUGUAUCCAGUAUUUAGAAAUAAUAAUUUGUAUUUAUCAAAUCAGUUUGAAUUGCAGACUUGUCUAAACUCUAAUGUGGCAUCAUUCUUGUAGUGAAAAACCAUGUUUCAAUAACAUAUCUUCACUUUAAAAAGAGAAUAACAAAUGAAGGUUAUAAUUGUGCAUUAGUACCAGUGAUCGAGUUUAAUCGGCCUCGAUUUUCAGUAUUAUUUGCAUUUGAUAUUAAUGCAUCCAAAGGCACAUACAUUAUAUGUUAUAAAAAUAUACUGUUCAUAUAUAAAUUACAAAAAAUAUUACCUUUUUUCUCAGUAAGCAGUUUUAAUGAAAGAUUUUGAAAAGGUGCAGAUAUUACUAGAUGUGAUGUAAACUUGUUCAUGGUAAACGUUGUAUAAAGAAAAAAUGGUUUAGAAAACUAUAAUGUAAGUUUAUAAAAAUCAAAAUUUAGGUACUUUUUUUAGCUCACCUGAGCUGAAAGCUCAAGUGAGCUAUUCUGAUCACAUUUUGUCUGUCGUCCGUCUGUCCGUCCGUCCGUAAACUUUUCACAUUUUCAACAUCUUUUCAAGAACUACUGGGCCAAUUUCAACCAAACUUGGCACAAAUCAUCCUUAAGCAAAGGGGAUUCAAAGUUGUGAAACACCCUUUUUUCAAAGGGAGAUAAUUAAAAAUUAAUGAAAAAUUUCGAGGAAUUCUCAAAAAUCUUCUUCUCUAGAACCACAAAGCCAGGAAAGCAGAGACUUGUGUGGAAGCAUCCUAAGGUAGUGUAGAUUCCAAGUUGUGAAA